CCUCACUGAGUUGCUGAGGCUGGUUUUGAACUCUAUCUCUUCCUGCCUCAGCCUCCUGGGAUUACAAGAGUGUGCCACUAUGUCUGGCUUAGAAAUAUUUUUUUUCAAAGUCUGCAAAAACUCUCAAAUGUUUCACAUUACCAAACAGAAACAUUUAGCCUCUUCAUCUAAAACAUGCAUUCAAGUGACCUUACAGGUUAUUUCCCCCCUAAACAGAAGAAAGUCCUUUUCGUUACAUUUGGAUAUCAUUAAAAGACCUAUUUGGGAUGUUCUUCUAGGAAAAAAAAAAGUUAAUAAUACUUAAUAUCUCAAGCUUUAAAAAAGCAAUUGCUUAUAAGCCCUUAACUCUAGACACUUCCCCCUUAUCUGAGCAUGAAAAGGUAACAAGACGAAAAUCCAUGUAAAGCGAUUCCACUGCAAAUUGAACAGUAAUUAACGGCACCCCAAAAUUGAGAUUUUUUUUUUAUUUUUGAAAAACAAAAUAAUCCAACUAUAAUUUGUUUUAUUUUCUACUUCACAGAAGUUAGACUAUGACAGGUCCUAUGUAGAGUGAAGCAUGGACCUAGUAUUGGGUUUUCAAAUGUGGCAUUGUGGCUGUGUUGGAGACAGGAAGGGGUGAGAGGCAGCAGAGGGACUGAAGCUGUCAGAGGAUUCCCACGUGCCUCCCUACCUUCAGCAUAAAGGCAGACUUUCCCCGGAACCCACAGUCCCUGGUGUCCUUUAGUUUUAUUCCUCUGACAGCUUUCCCCCCAGACCUGGAUGGAGUAGCGAGGAAAGCCAGCUGCUUCACUUUUCCAAGCCCACGGGUGGGCAGCAGUCUAGAGGGGGCAUCGGGACCCAUCCCCAGGAACCAGACCACUGCUUUCCUUGUGAUGCAUUUCUCCUUUUUCAUUGUUAACAGAUCUGCUUUUCACCUCUGUGUUGCCAGCCAUCAGAACAAGCGGUUCCACAUAACUUUUCCAACUUCAUGAAAUACUGCAUCUUAGGCACAAUCUGCAAUAGCGAUCCAUUUUCACUUUAUACCCAUUGAAAGAUUAGCUUACCAAGCCACUCAGCUUUAAGCAAGCCAGAGAAUAGCAUUACAUCUGGAAGGAUGUUUCUAUUAAUGGAUAAUUUUGUUGUUAGCUUCACCACCUCAAAACUACAGGACUCAGAAAAUAAACAUUCAGUUUCAAAAAAAAAACAGGAAGCCUCAAUAAUAAUUUCUUGUCAGGGAAUUAGCAUUAAAAAUAAAAUCUCCUCCCAACCAAGAAAUCUUCUCUAUAAGUGGUAAUAGAUAAAGGAAAACACUUUAUUAUUGAAUAAGUGUUAAGCCAGAAUGGAAUGCACCUCAUAGGAAAACCACUAAAAGAGCAAAGACAGAAAGGAAUUAUCUGUUUAGUCAAGCAGAUAAUCCAAACAUAUGUGUUUUCAACAUAAAUAAUAAUUGGUCUUCCAAUAAAAUAACCUGACACGUAGUUUAUCUUAACUAUGAUAAAUGGGAGGACCACCUGUGUUAGUGGAUUGCUUUUUAUCAUAGGAGAAACAAACUUCUCACAUUUUUAUAACAACAGGUAGUUUUGCAUGUUGGAGUCGGGGGAGCCCAGCAAAGUUAGACUCAGCCUCCUACAGAAACCAGGAGACAGAGGAUCAUCUUUCCAUAUGCCCAUCUUCCCCAAACCAAAAAGAUAGCAUGUCAAGUUCAUGACCCCGUUGUGUCAGGGUAGCAGGGCAGGUUGUGAAAAGGCCAAAGAAGAUGUCCAGAGAUGGCAUGUGAGACUUAUGAUCAGUGACAGUUCAGGAGGCUGAGGCAGCAGCCUUGCAAGUUUGAGGCCGGCCUCCGCAAGUAGUGAGAUCCCAUCUCAAAGUAAAAAAUAAAAAGGGCUGUGGAUUAAUUCAGUGGUAAAUCACCCUGGGUUUAAUUACCAGUAUCAGGGGUUGGGGGGCAGGGAUAAGUGACUGCUCCAAGAAGAGUUCAGUGGUGAUAGGCUGAACAGACAGCCCCUCCCUCAAGCAAGCGCCUCCUUCAUCUCUCCCUCUUGCUGUUUUGUCCAGUGGUGCCUGGCUCGGGAAUGAUCUGUAUUCUUUCCACGGGGCUCUCGGUUCCACAACUGUCCCUACUCAGAGGGAGGUUUUAUACAUCAGGUUGCAGCAGCAGUGACAUCAGCGGCUUUAGUUUGCCUGUAUGAGCAGCAUAUCAAGGAGCAACUUUCCCAGCAUAUACGGAAGAAAGGAGCUUUUGACAGAUGGCACUAAAUUUCCCUGGUUUCCAGUGUGCUUAAGAGAAAGCCAGGUCCUCUAAGAUCGUAGGUAUCUGCACUUUGCAGCCCAAGGGUGUUAGUGCUCCCUUGACUUGGCUGAGCUUUUGGAAAAAGAAGGGGGCAUCUGGGGAUGAUGUUUUACUGUCCCCCACCUUUUUUUUUUUAAGGAUAACACAUGGCACCCAGGACUUUCCUGGGUUUGGAGACUGGCCAGCCUCUUGUUUAGCCAUUAUAAAAUUUAUAAACUUUUAAAAGGGACAGAAAAAGAAAUUCUGAAAGAAAACAGAAAUCUCUUCCCUUAUUUUCCACAGGGAGCUAAUGCUAAUGCUUUUUUUUUUUUUUAACUUGUUUUUGCCCUGGAUUCUCCAGCUCUGUCCAUCCAUGUUUCAAAGAUCUCAGGGUCCAGUUUCAUGCAAGGUCAAUAUUUUCUCGCCCUGAGAGUGUCUUUGAGGUUUAGAGUGUUGGGAGCACCUGUCUCCUUGCAGUCUUACCCUUUGUAGCUGUAUAGACAUACUUCACACCUCAGACAGCAGCCUGCUCCCCUCUCCCACACCUGCUUCUCAUUGAUAUUAUUACUUGAGUCCUAGGCCAGAGGCCUGACUCGGGAGACCCCCAAAAUGAGGUCCAACCACUCACCCUAAAAACAAAUAGAAAAGGAAAUGAUAGAAAGCAUGAAAGGAAUUUUAAUCAGUGUAGCUGUGCUGGGAAGAGAAGUGGUCCAUCCCUUUAGCCCCAUCUUCAAGAGACUGACAAUGACUUUGAGGGUUUUUUUUUUAAGAAGAGAAUGAGAGGCUGGGGCUGUAGCUCAGUGGCAGAGCAUUUACCUAGUACCUGUGAGGCACUAGGUUUGAUCCUCAGCACCACAUAAAGUAAAGAAGAAGAAGAAGAAAGAGGAGGAGGAGGAGAAGAAAGAAGAGAACAAAGGCACGGGUGGGGGUUUGCAUAACUAGAAAGUUUGCAAAGAUACCAAAGCAGGUGAUCCUGAUCAGGAGAGGUCUGUCUCCAUAUUAUCUCAUUAUUUCAAGAUUGGUCAGGUCUGACCAUGUCAGGUUAAAAAAAAAAUUACUGUUGCCUGGCAGGUAGUUUCAACUCAUCACAAGAUGUUUACUGGAUCAGAUUCCUGGAAUCAAAGGUGACUUGGAGCAAAGGGAAUAGAUGUAAAAUGGAGGUGGGAAUGCCAAGUCUUUAAUCUUGCUCUUAGCCACCCAUCAAACAUUUGCAGGCAGAAGUGAAGAGUUAAGUCCUUGUUAGAAUAUGAGUAAAAAUAUGAUUUGGACUUUUUAAAUACCAGCAUAAUUAAUCUCCAAAUUUCUGUAUUUCUUCCAUCUUUAAGUCCAGUCCCAAUAUAGGCUCAUGCCGCAUGUAAGGGAGGGAAAAACAAUUAUUUUUGCUUCAUCUCAUCUUAGGCUCACUAGCUGGGGCUGAUGAAUCAAACUGGUAAAAGAUUAACAGGAGAAAAAGUAAGCUUUAAUUACACAUGUACACAUGGGAGAUCACAAAGUCAAAUGUGGCUCAAGGAGGCAGGCAGAUAAUCGAGGUUUACAUAUCAUCUUAAGCUAAACAAUGUUGAGGGGUUUGGGGAUUCUGGGAGAGGGAGAAUCAAGUUCUGGGCGGUGACAAGGAAAAGCAUGGUAACAAGGGUUGUUUAGUAUGAUUUGUUGUGCAGAUCUAAGCCAAUAUCUUCUCUACUGAGAAGGUCCGACAGAAGGAUAUGCCUUUAUCAAAGCAAAUUUUCUUUAGGAAAAGAAAAUAUAUGCCCUAUUUUUAGAGUUUUCCUUUUUUUCUGGUAGUUCCCAAUGGUCUUUUGGUUAAAAAUAAUUCAUAUACAAAAGAAACAUAUUUGGGGAUGGCAUGUGCUGGUACCCUUCACACACACACACACACACACACACACACACACUCAUCUUAGAGAGGAACUGUAACAUGCAGUUCCCUGGAGGAAGGAAUACAUGCGGGAGAAAUGCAAUGCUCAAUUAUGUCCCUGAAGAUCUGCUUCACCUGAGAAGGUAAGAGGAUUUGUAAACCUCCCAUCAUUGAUCAAUCAUGAAUGGAUCCCGCUGGGGUUGCCCUCUGAAAGGUCAAUCUGCUCCUGGAAACCCCAGAGCAGCCACGGCACCUGGCACUAAGGUGAGCCUAACUGGAGAAACUGCAAUUUGGGGAAGCAGAAGCCCUCCCCAGGACCCAGGGGAUUCUUCAAAUCCAGGUCCUCCUGUCGUCCCCACAGGAACCUCCGUGGCAGGGAUUGCAGGGACCACCACCUCAGACUCAUUUCUCUUCUUCUCAGCAGCUGCACCCAGACCUGUGAUUUCCCUCCAACCUCCAUGGACCACAGUUUUUAAAGGAGAGACAGUGAAUCUGACUUGCAAUAGAUUUCAUUUCCAUGCACCAGAGAAAACAGAAUGGUACGGGAAAAAUGGAUACAUAACAAGAAGAGAAACCCCAGGAGAUACCCUGCAAGUCCGUGAAUCGGGAACUUACAGAUGCAAGGUCCAGGGCUCACUUCUAAGUAACCCUGUAUCCUUGACCUUUUCUACAGGCUCCUUAAUCCUACAGGCUCCUUAUUCUGUGUUUGAAGGAGACAUAUUGGUUCUGAGAUGCCAGCAAAGGGGAAAAGAGAAACUGACCUCCGUGAAAUACACUUGGAAUGGAAAAGUCCUUCUCGUUUCUAACAAAAGCUUGGAUCUUUUUAUCCCAAGAGCAGGUUUAAAUAACAGUGGCUUUUAUCAAUGCAUUGGAUUUAGGAACCAAAAAUUGGCAGAUAAGUCAGCUACCGAAUAUAUUGGAAUUAAAGAAUUAUUUCCACGUCCGAACCUGAAAGUCACAGCCCUUCAGCCUACCGAAGGGAACUCUGUAAACCUGAGCUGUGAAACGCAUCUUCCUCCAGAGAGAUUGGACACCCCUCUUCACUUCAUCUUCUUCAGAGAUGACAGAAUCGUCCUGUCAAGUUGGAGCAACUUCUCAGGGCUCCAGAUCCCCACCAUCUGGAGAGAAGACUCGGGACGGUAUAGAUGUGGGGCUGCAACUGUGACAAGCAGCAUCCAGAAGCUCAGCUCCUCCUGGGAGAUCCUCGUACAGAGGGUCCCUGUGUCUCAGGUCUCCUUGGAGACCCAGCCCCCAGGAGGCCAGGCAAUUGAGGGGGAGAUGCUGGUCCUUGUCUGCUCCGUGGCUGAAGGCACAGGGGUCACCACAUUCUCCUGGCACAGAGAGAACACGACGGAGAGUCUGGGGAGGAAGACUCAGCGUUCCCAGAGAGCAGAGCUGGAGAUCCCAGUCGUCCGGGGGAGCCACGGCGGGGGAUUCUACUGCACAGCAGACAACAGCUACGGCCCCGUGCAGAGCCAGGUGGUGAACGUCACUGUGAGGGUGAUUCCCAGCAACAGAAAUGCCCUCAUCGCCGGAGGAGCCGCUGGGGGACUGCUCAGCUUUCUUUUCCUGCUUGGGGCCCUGCUGUUUUUCCACUGGCACAGGACGAAAUCAGGAGGUGGUUUCUGGACAGCUGAAACCAGGAGUCCUCUCACCCCCAGCCUGGGACAGUCCUUUCAUUACAUCUGCUCUGCCCAGGUGGAACCACACAUCUCCUGUGACAAUGAAGGAGAUUUGGUAUAUGCUGAGAUCCAGACUAUUGACCUGGGAGAAGAAGGAGAAGGUAACACCCCCUGGAUGCCUCCAGAGGACAAGCAUGCCUUGAUAGUCUACUCUGAGGUGAAGACACAGCUGCCAGUUGACUCAGAUGGAAAAGUCGGCUCCGAUGACGAAGAUGCAGAAGAAUAUUAUGAAAAUAUCGUACUCAUGUGACUUGACCCUCCAGGCCCUCGGAGCAAGCAACAGAUGCAGCUUUCUGACACUUACACCGUAUGCACUCACCCCCAAGACGCCUCAUUAUCCACCCUGAAGCAGUGAUGGGAUGACCUCUGGCAGCCUUUGCUAAAAUGACUGGGUUCUUGUCCAGAGCUAGAAGAAGACUCUGUUCACUUGCUCUGGGCCGGAUCUAAUGUGUUCUCCAGAAUCUGAUUUAGGGCAGGAGAAUAAGGAGAGAGAGAGAGAAAGAAUGCUUUUGAAAAAUAGAAACAUACUUUUUAGUGAAUUAGGACUUGUACAAAGAUAGAAAAGACUGAGCAAUGUGGUUCUCCUUUUAAUACCUUUGUGAUUCCUUCAGCGGAGAACCCUUGACAUCCUUUGGUGUAGCUGUGAGCAGUUGUACUACAGAGACCUGAACAGCCCCUCCCCACCUGCCUGCAGUUUGCUCUGUCAGGAUUCAGGUGAAGAUGAAAAGAUCCACUUCAAAUGGUUUAUGGAGAAAGGAUUUUUUUUCCCAAGAUUUUAAACACUUACAAAAUCUUCAGGAGAGCUAAAGAAGCAGGCUUUAGGCUAAACUUCCCAAAGCAAAAGGGAUUUAUGUUACUAUCACUUGGAACACAACCUUAUAAUAUUAGAGAAAAAGAGAUAUAAUAGAAAAUUAAAAAGCAAUUUUGCAAACCUAAAUUUGAAUUUGAAAUAUCAGUAUAAAUUCAUGAUAAACUCCACAUUUUAAAAAAAUGUGCACUUCUAGGUUCAUCCACUGAAAAGACAUAAUCAUCAGUUAAACAGCGAUAAGCACUCCUUGCAAAGGUUAUAGUCUCUAAACACCCUGUCCUCCUCAAGUGAAAAUAGGGCUGUCUUUCUUGUAAGAGUAUUGUCUUUGAGUUAUCAAAUAGUUACUGAGAGAAUAAUUCUUCCAAAAAAUAAGAAAACGAUGAAAGAAAUAGGAAAUCACUAUCUCUCAUGAUGUUUCAUGCUGCCCCUACUGGUUAACAUGAAAGAGAAAAACCACAGCCAAACAACAAGUGGCUUCUGGUGGAAAAAUACAGUACGGUACCACCUAUGGAGUACUGAUGCCCCAAAUAUCAAAACUGAAUCCCAGGGUUGGGGAUGUAGCUCAGUUGGUAGAGGGCUGGCCUCUCAUGUCUCAUGCACAAGGACCUGGGUUGGAUCCCCAGCACCAAAAAAAAAAAGAAAACUGAAUCCCAUCAAGUCUUUAGACCUAAUUACUAGUUUAUAGGAAAUACAUGAAACAAAGGAAUGGGUUAGAAUAGCAUCAGGGGAUUGCAACCAACAAAAUGCAAACUGUGGGAAAAUUCUACAGGACCAAUGACCUGGUUUCCUCACUAAUAAAUGGGAAGGGAGGGAGGGAGGAAGAAAAGAGAGAACAGGAGAAAAAGAAGAGCAAGAUAAAGAGAAAAGGGAGAAAGACAUAAAUUAAAUAGUACUCGAGACCUAUCAACCAGAAAGAAUGAGCAGGCCCUGUUUGGAACCUGAUUCAAACGAAUCCAGGGAAGAAAGGGAAAAAAAAAAAAAACCACAUAUGAAAUAUUAAGAGAAAAUUGGAUGCUAAUACUAAGAAAUUCAUGUGUUUUGGAUAGAAGUGAUAGUAUGGUUAUAUUCUUAUAAAAACAAAAAGGCACUCGUUUUUAGAGCUUAUGUUGAAGUACUGAAUGAAAGGUGUUAGCAUUCAAUGCACACUAAAGAAGAGGAUUAAAUGAUAGAUUUGACUUGAAGGAAUCGAUGGGGGAGGGUGGGGAGAAGAGGGCAGGGAUAUCGGACCCCUCAUGCGUGCUCCAUCUUUGAAGCUGAGUGAUGGGUUCCUUGUGUGGGGGAGGAAGUGGGGUUUAUACUAUUAUUAUUCCUGCUUAGACUCUUCGAUUCUUUUUGUGUUUUUAAUUUUCCACAAUAAAAAGUUAAAAUCUC
Messenger RNA from Marmota monax (woodchuck), 7964 nucleotides. It is a transcript of the gene Fcrl4, whose product is annotated as Fc receptor like 4. The record is from RefSeq and is a predicted model, not a curated record. Gene Ontology annotation, biological process: cell surface receptor signaling pathway. NCBI's taxonomy places the organism in Eukaryota, Metazoa, Chordata, Mammalia, Rodentia, Sciuridae. Gene Ontology annotation, molecular function: transmembrane signaling receptor activity. The coding region runs from base 4284 to 6035 and encodes 583 amino acids. The transcript is spliced from 10 exons.